AGUGUUGGGCGUGUGGGGGAUGGUGGUUUCGGUUGGCGAUGGCUGUUGUUGAUGGGCGUGGCGGGUAGUGUUGACUAGAUGUAGCAGGUGAAUGCUGUCCAUGUUUUAAAAGGCUUGAAGAGAUGUGUGAAAGCAUUGUUCUUCUGCGUCGGGGAAAACCGAUCGCUCCAUAGAACGCCCCCAGCUAAUCUCUGCGCCGAAAUCGUCGUUUCAUCUUGGAACAUGACAGAGGUGUGUGUUGAUGCUCCAGAAGGGGUACUUUCUCCACACCAAGCAUUUACGUUGCCUCGCUACAACAUGAGUGAUGUGUUGCAACACAUGAACAACAGAGAGGGCCAGAAGAGUGCUACAUUGGCCAAGAUGGAGGGUAAUGCUGAUUUCAAGCAGGAUGUAACCAAGCUCCGCAGGAGACCAUCAAUGAGAGGCUUCAGUAACUUCAUUGACCGGGUGGUGAGAACUGUGACCACCCUUCCCAGGGACAAAAACUCAAGAAAGUAUGAGAGCUCAAGGGUGGAUGAAGGAUGUGAAUAUGUACAGUAUGGGUCAGAAGAAGUUCCUGGGGUGGUUGGCCUCAACAACCAUGGUAACACCUGCUUCAUCAAUGCUGUCCUGCAGUGUCUUAGCAACACAGAUGUCCUGGCAGAGUACUUUGUGACUGGUCAGUACCGGGCAGAUCUGUGCAGAAGAACCCGAGCAAAUGCCAAGAGAUUUGGCACCAAGGGAGAAGUCACGGAACAGCUGGCACUUACUCUGAAGUCCAUAUGGUCCAGGCAGUACAGUUCCGAAGUGUCAUCACAGUUCAAGACAUAUGUGGAAAAGUAUGGCAGCCACUUCCGUGGAAAUGACCAGCAUGAUGCUCAAGAGUUCCUCAUGUGGCUUCUGGACAAGGUCCAUGAGGAUUUGAACACGGCGACCAAGCGAAAAUAUAGGAAGAUAAAGGGUUCCCUGGGGCGGCCAGAUGAGGUGGUCGCAGCAGAAACCCUUGCCAAUCACCUGAGAUGCAAUGCCAGCUUUGUCCAGGACAUCUUCCAGGCGCAGUUCAGGUCGUCGCUGCGCUGCCCCAACUGUCGGAAGGAGAGCAACACGUUCGACCCGUUCCUCUGCGUGAGCGUGCCCAUCCUGCAGCGACAGUUGCGGCCGCUCAUCGUCACCCUGGUCUACGCCAAUCAACAGCCGCGGCAGGUGCGGAUGGGGUUCAGCGUGGAGAGCGGCUCAUCGGUGGCCGACUUCAAGGCGGUGAUCGCGGCCGACACGGGCCUGGAGCCGGGCCGGCUGCUGCUCUGCCAGCUCGACGACGCCGGCUUCACCCAGACGCUGCACGACGCCGACGCCGUGUGGACGAUCGGUGACACCGAGAGGCUAUACUGCAUCGAGCUGCCGCCAGAUGGCGAGGCGUGCGAGGAGGACGCGCUGGUGACGCUCGUCUGGACCAACCUGCGCCUCUCCGACUCGGGGGUGCCGCACAGGUUCGGCUCGCCGUACGUGAUGCAGGUCAGCCGGGACGUGCUCUACGAGGACAUGCAGAAGCUGAUGCUGAAGGAGAUGGCCGCCAGCGUCAAGCCGGACGUGCUCGCCUUGGCGCAGGAGGUGCCGCUGUUCACGGUGCGCGUGGUGGACGGCGUGCCGGUGGACCACACGGUGCAGCACCCGCUCUUCACCGAGCCGGUGGAGGAGGCGCUGUCGGCCAGCGUCGGGCCGCCGCACGUGACGCUCCUGCUGGAGUGGGAGCAGGACGCCAUCGACAGUGUGCUGGCCUCGACGGAGGACUACGUGGAGGAGCAUCGGACGGUGCGCGAGGUGGCGCGCCACUCACUCAGCCCGGUCACCCUGCAGGAGUGCCUCCAGCUGUACACCAAGUCGGAGCGGCUGGGUCCCGAGGACAGCUGGCGGUGUCCCGGCUGCGAGUCCAGCCAGCAGGCCGAGAAGCGGCUCAGUCUCUGGUCCAUCCCCGACAUCCUGGUCAUCCACCUGAAGCGCUUCAGACAGACGAACAACCAGCGGAGCACAUCGAAGCUGACGACGCUGGUGGACUUCCCGCUGCACGGGCUGGACAUGGGCCAGCACCUGGCGACGCGGCCGGGCGCCGCCGGCGGCGAGGCGGCCACGUCCGGCCUGGGCCUCCUCAGCGCCUGGUCGCCGUGGAAGCGGCACCAGCGGCCGGCCGGCGCCGCUGGCCGCGCCGGCGGCGUCUAUGAGCUCUACGGCGUCUGCAACCACCACGGCAAGGACCUGCAGAGCGGCCACUACACCGCACUCUGCCGCAACGCCACCGACGGCAACUGGUACAGCUACGACGACGCGCGCGUGCAGCGGCUGGAGGAGGGCGGCGUGGUCACCCCGGACGCCUACAUCCUCUUCUACCAGCGCCAGACGCUGCGUACCUGCGCCACCGAGGUGGCCGCGGGAGGCGCCGCCCGUCACUGGGCCUACCGGAUACCGGCGCGGCCGGCGAGUGGCGCUCGCGGUGAAGCCCCCGCCGACCCUGCCUCCACCGCCGCCGUCGCCGCGGGGGACGCCACCGGCGCCAAGCCGGAGGCGGCAGGCGGGCCGGAGCAGGGCUCACCGACCCACCUGAGCCGCGGCGGUGACGACGAGGCGCCGCUGGCCAGUGAGGAGAUGGUGGAGCUGGAGGGCUCGGCCACGCCGCUGGUGCGGCCUCGGCGUCCGUCGGCCGGCUCGGUGCCGUCGGCCGGCCGGCUGACCAACGGCCGGGCGGCGUCACGUGGCCCCUCCCCGGCGCUGACUGACGCCGACGAGCGCAUGCCCAGCCGGCCUCAGGUAAUCGUGAUUGGGAAGAACGCCGGCUCCGCUGUCACCAAUGGCGACGGCGUGUUCGGCGACCGCAUCCAGAUAUUCGUCCGCCAACCGGACGCCGACGCCGCCGACGCGCCUGGCGGUAACAGCGCCAAGCCCAAAUGGCGUUGA
Pollicipes pollicipes is the source of this 2925-nucleotide messenger RNA. Its product is annotated as ubiquitin carboxyl-terminal hydrolase 31. Gene Ontology annotation, molecular function: cysteine-type deubiquitinase activity. The transcript has 17 exons. The record is from RefSeq and is a predicted model, not a curated record. NCBI's taxonomy places the organism in Eukaryota, Metazoa, Arthropoda, Thecostraca, Pollicipedomorpha, Pollicipedidae. Gene Ontology annotation, biological process: protein deubiquitination. The coding region runs from base 223 to 2925 and encodes 900 amino acids.